ACAAAACGACACCACUUCUGCGUCGUGAAAACAUACCGCUCUUUGCAAGUGUUUUGCCUUGUAUAUGUAAACCCUAAUGACUUAGACCUAUUCACCUGUUCCGGUGCUAUAUUAUCGUUAGUAAGUGGGCUCAAAGAAACGCUGAUUUUUCGGGCUCUGGGAGCGCAUCCAUCCUUCUGUUUGUGACACGUCCAAUCAUGGCGCCAGGCAUGCAGCCCAAAAUAGGGGAAACAGUCGUUGGGAUUAUCGGUAUGGGCGAUAUGGGGAAGAUGUAUGCCCGCAGAAUAAGCGACGCGGGCUGGAAGGUGCACGCUUGCGAUCGUCCAGAUAAGUUCGAGGCGCUGCAAGCAGAGUUUCGAGGGAGGAGCAACAUAUCGAUAUUUAAAAAUGGCCACCUAGUCUCCAGAACAAGUGAUUUUAUCAUCUACAGUGUCGAAGCUGAGAACAUUGACAGCGUUGUGAGGGAAUAUGGGCCAUCAACAAAGCUGAACGCUAUAGUUGGUGGACAGACCUCAUGCAAAGCCCCAGAAAUCGCAGCAUUUGAAAAACAUCUUCCUCCAGACUGUCAAAUCGUAUCUUGUCAUUCGCUUCAUGGGCCUGGUGUGAACCCCAAGGGUCAGCCGUUGGUUCUCAUCAAGCAUAGAGCCCAAGAUGAAGCCUUCAAUUUAGUUCAGAACAUACUUUCCUGUUUGGAGUCUUCACCAGUCCACCUCACGGCAGUGCAGCACGACCGUAUAACCGCAGACACACAGGCUGUUACACAUGCUGCUUUCCUCUCCAUGGGCGCCGCUUGGGCUGCGAAUUCUCAAUACCCCUGGGAAAUGCCACAGUACGUGGGUGGCGUCGAGAACGUUAAAGUGAAUGUUAUGAUGCGCAUCUAUAGUAAUAAAUGGCAUGUCUACGCCGGAUUGGCAAUUAUGAAUCCUAGUGCACGAGAACAAAUCAGAACAUACGCCCAGAGCGUCACAGAGCUUUUUAAGCUCAUGUUACACGGGGAAAGGGAAACAUUCACGAGGAGAAUACAUGAAGCAAAACGCAAGGUUUUUGGCGAUGCAGAGGGUGAGAAGUUGUUGGAUGAUGCUGUACUCGAGAAGUUUAGUUUGGGAGAACGGCCGGAAAAGCAAAAGAAAAACAGUCAUCUAAGUUUACUCGCUAUAGUGGACUGUUGGAGUAAACUUGAUAUCAAUCCUUAUCAUCACAUUAUAUGUGCUACGCCACUGUUCCGCAUGUGGCUAGGCAUCACGGAGUACCUCUUUCGAACACCUGCCCUACUUGAAGAAACCAUUGAGACUGCUAUUUCCGAUAACAGCUUCCGAGCUGAUGAUCUGGAAUUUACAUUCGCGGCGCGCGACUGGAGUGAGAGGGUUGACCUGCAGGCCUUUGAAGCCUACAAAGAAAAGUUCGAGAAGAUCCAAGCGUACUUCGCUCCGCGGAUCCCCGAGGCACAAAGAUUGGGCAAUGAAAUGAUUAAGACAAUUAUGGAGAGGACGAAGAAAUGAAAGCUGGUGCCAAAUGAAGGAAAAUAACUGUGCUUCGCGAUGAGUUUUGAUCGGCAGCUUGAGCUAUCAAAGGUUCGUAAAUAGCAGCCUUGAGAGACAAAAAAUUUCAAAGUUGUCUACAUGAACUAGCUAUGUGAUCAUGUCAAAGCAUUUUCUAACUCUAAAACCUUAACUGAUUCAACGACUUCAGUUUUGCUUUCUAAACAUUGAGGGUUGUGGUUACUCCGAAAAUGCUUGAAACAUGUUCUCGCGAAUAGUUCAGCGUCUGCCUGGCUAAGCCUUGUAUCGCCGAAUCGUUAUUUGAUGAGUAUGGAACACGAGGAGACCAGGUUUGACCUAGUCAAUCUAAACAGGUACUUCAGAGGUAUCAUGGUGUUUUUACUUCACACAGUGCGGUGGUCAUAU
Messenger RNA from Verruconis gallopava, 1904 nucleotides. RefSeq lists its product as uncharacterized. Bases 198 to 1499 code for a protein of 433 amino acids. The transcript has 5 exons. Gene Ontology annotation, biological process: L-tyrosine biosynthetic process. Gene Ontology annotation, molecular function: NAD+ binding; prephenate dehydrogenase (NAD+) activity; prephenate dehydrogenase (NADP+) activity. The record is from RefSeq and is a predicted model, not a curated record. Lineage: Eukaryota; Fungi; Ascomycota; Dothideomycetes; Venturiales; Sympoventuriaceae.